This is a messenger RNA of Drosophila erecta, 1950 nucleotides long. RefSeq lists its product as uncharacterized. Bases 146 to 1567 code for a protein of 473 amino acids. The transcript is spliced from 2 exons. NCBI's taxonomy places the organism in Eukaryota, Metazoa, Arthropoda, Insecta, Diptera, Drosophilidae. The record is from RefSeq and is a predicted model, not a curated record.
AUAUAAUGCGAUCGCCUUUUCUUGUUUCAGUCCGCAGCGAGACGUUGAGCUGCGCAGUUGUGCACUGGACGUUGUAGCCUUGUGUGUCACACGUACAUACAUACAUACAUGUACAAAUGUAGAUCGAGUGUAACUGUAAGGAAGCAUGGCUGCUUCCCUAGUCACCACCAGUCGAAGAGUGCUCAUAGAGACGGAGCCCAUGGACCAUCAUCAUCACCAUCGCCAGCCGCAAUCCUUCGGGCAUCCCGCCAGGAUGUACCCGCAAAUUACGUCCGACAUACUCUCGCCACCUUUUUCACCCACUGAUGCCAUGGAAAUGCCGCUGGUCAAGGAGCUUCUGGCUCGCAAUGAACAUACAAAUCUACCCGACGGAACCGUACUCUGUGUGCCCUGCUACCUGUGCAAACAGCCCUUCAAUGACAUUGAAGCCUUCAAGGUGCACCUCACCCAACAUGCGGCGGAUAUCCAUGCCCAGAAUACAACGCGUUCGCAGGAGGAGGAACGUCCACCGAUGAUGAAAGCCGUGGUUCCGCCCAUGAAUCAGCGGUUCGUGCAUCCCAUAGAUAAGCUCCAUUUCCAUUCCAUCGAUCAAGGGGCCAUGGAUUACCAUCACUAUUGCAAUCCUUACUCACCGCCUCUGGAACCACACAUGCCGUUUCAAAUGCCAGUGGUUCAUAAGCAUCCGAUUCAGCCACCUCCCAUGCACUUAACCGUUCAACACACAAAUUAUGAGCCACCAUUGCAGUUUUCAGGAUAUCGGCCAGUCGAACUGUCCGAAAAACUUCCAAUGUCACCGCACUCUCCUCUGAUGUUUCCUGCUCAACCAAUGAUCAGCGACAUUCCAGGCAAAGCACAUGCUCCGCUAGAAGUGGAAAACUUUUGUGCGCCGGAAACAAUGUGCAGAUCGGUGGAGGAACCAACGGUCUUGGUAAAUCCCCCAUCUCAGGCACCAGAUCCGACACUGGAUGCGGGUGCAUUGAUGUCCAGAUCGUCGGUGCUGACCAAACCCCCAAAUGCAAGACCCCCGGCUUUCAAUCGAGGUCAGUUCGUGUGCGCUUGGUGUGGGAAAAAAUUGAGCACCCGCCAGUCGCUAAGAUACCACGAGAGCCACUUCCAUGGUGAGGCAGAGCCGGCUGCGAAUCGGAUAGAGAAGGAUAUGUCGAAGCAGCACAAGUGCUCCACAUGCAAGAAACGCUACAAGCGGAGGACCUUCCUUCUGAUGCACAUGAAAGUCAAACACGGGAUUAUUUGCCUUGGGAGGACUGCUGCCGAUCCCGAGUCUCCAAUAUCUGUAGAUUCGCCUGCGUCCCCGGAGGCUCCUGUCCCCCCAAAGUCGUCGGCGGACGAGACACCGAAAAAGGAGAUAUGGAGCACAAGAAUAUUCAACGCUGUGGCGGCAGCCAGAUAUCAACCGGCCAGCGAGCGGGCGGACAAGUAUCUGGUUGCGCCACGUCAGCAAACCGAGCAGUUGGAAUCGGGUCAUACGAUCACGUCUAAGCGGACGUAUCCACUCCGUUCGCCCUUCUUCAAUCCGGAUCUAUGGCUGGACUGCGAUGCAUACUCAUAGAGAGAACUUGGCUGGAUUUUAUGCUACUUGGAGUAUCAAAAAGUCGAGCUUAUAUGAUAGCCAAUGUCGUCCUAAAGCGGCUGUGUCAGCCAAGCUGAACGACCGACUGCAUUAGUUUUGUUAUAUGAACUGAAAAAUAUCACUUCGUUUCAUGGAGCUUUUGAGUAUGUACAAUGUACGUACAUAUGUAUUGAAAAUCAUGGAUACAAAUCGCUCUCGCAAGCGAUCUAUUCUGUGACCUCAGCACUUUGGAUCUCGACGUCGAAAUCCCCAAAGGCACAUCCGUAAACUUUUUGUCAUAAUAAACAAAAUAAAAACGCUGAGCAAGAAAUGAAUUUUAACAAUCGGGCGCUCAAAUUAUGCCUGUUAUGCUGUACGUUGUU